Messenger RNA from Mya arenaria, 3810 nucleotides. RefSeq names its product solute carrier family 25 member 36-like. Gene Ontology annotation, molecular function: pyrimidine nucleotide transmembrane transporter activity. Gene Ontology annotation, cellular component: mitochondrion. NCBI's taxonomy places the organism in Eukaryota, Metazoa, Mollusca, Bivalvia, Myida, Myidae. The record is from RefSeq and is a predicted model, not a curated record. Bases 84 to 1100 code for a protein of 338 amino acids. The transcript is spliced from 7 exons. Gene Ontology annotation, biological process: pyrimidine nucleotide import into mitochondrion.
CGCGUGGUGGAAAAUUUUGCAGUGUUUACAACAGAAAUAUAUAUUCAUUUUUCGAUGGCGGAUUGACCAGUUUAAAUGUGUCCAUGGCUUCCAGAGAUAAUUAUGGAAUUCACUUAUUUGCAGGAGGAAUUGGAGGGACAGUUGGGGCAGUUUUGACAUGUCCCCUUGAGGUUGUGAAAACACGACUUCAGUCUUCAUGUGCCAACUUCCAGCCAGUCUACAUACAGACAGUACCUGCUCCGAAUGUGGGCCUAGUCACUUCCUCAAACCUGAACUACAACUCGUGUCAUAGCCUGCAGAACAAAGUUCACACUACCUCACUCAAUCUGGCCCAGAGUAGAUCUGUUGGACUGUACUACUGUCUCAAGUACAUUAUACAGAAUGAAGGUCCAAUGGGAUUGUUCAAAGGACUUGGUCCUAAUCUAGUCGGAGUUGCACCUUCCAGGGCUAUUUAUUUCUUCUGCUAUGCAAACACCAAGCGACUUUUGAAUGCGAGAUGGAAUCCAGAUACACCUCUAGUCCACAUUUGCUCAGCUAUCACGGCAGGUAUGACAGCUUGCACGGCUACAAAUCCCAUUUGGCUGAUUAAAACAAGACUGCAACUUGACCAAAAAAAAAAUAACGCGUUAACGGUGCGCCAGUGUGUGAGAGACGUCUACCACAACCACGGGCUGAAGGGCUUCUACAAGGGCAUCACUGCUUCCUAUGUUGGAGUUACUGAGACUGUCAUACACUUUGUGAUAUAUGAGGCCGUUAAAGCCCACCUUCUAGAAAACAGUCUUUCAUCAAGCCAGUUGGGUGAUCGCAGUACCUCGGACUUUGUGCGUUUCAUGUUUGCUGGUGCCUGCUCAAAGACAUGUGCCACGUGUAUCGCUUACCCGCAUGAGGUUGUACGGACCCGAUUAAGACAGGAAGGGAACAAAUACCGAUCGUUUUUCCAGACUGUUGUCUUAAUUGCGAAGGAAGAGGGUUACCGGGGCCUAUACAGGGGCCUUGUCACGCAGCUUGUACGGCAAAUUCCAAACACAGCAACCAUGAUGGCAACCUAUGAACUGGUAGUUUACAUGUAUGAGAGAUGGCAGUUAACAAGCCAGACAUGACUCAUGUAAGACAGGCCUAGAUCCUGGCCAUCUUUCAAAUAAUCACCACUGACCAUUUUUCGCAUGUUCAGUGAUUCCGUAGAAAUAUCGAGGCUACAGGUGUAAGUGGAGACUCACUUCAAUCAUCUGAUUCUGAUGUGCUGUGGUGCUGAAAGUGUCAAGUUGUGAUACAUGAAUAAAGUUUGUCUCAUUUGAGGCGUCAGCCAAUCAGGACUCUCAAAUGAGCAAUGGCAUGAUGGGUAAAGUGACACAACCAAAUGUCAUUCAAGGACAAAGAUUUAGCUAUUUGGUGCAAAUUUGAAAGGAAAAUUUUAUAAACCAUUUUAUAAAGAAAAAGAAAAAUCAUUCUUGAUACAUUUAGUUUGAUUUGAAAUAUGAUAUCGCCUUUUGUUAUAAUAUCAUGUAAUUUUUUAAAUAUUCUGAUCUAGUUUAUUUUUAAUGACAGUAGUUUUUUCUUCAUCUGUUUGAUAUUUCAUAUUCUGUUGGUAUUUUUUCAUACUCUGUUGUUGUUUUUUAAACUAUAUAUAUUUUUUGGUCAGUAUCAGCAUGCAAAUGUUCAUUCUUUGGUUUUGUUUUUCUCUGCAAUUUGCGUCACUAAGCAUUUCCAUUGCUUCUGCCCUUGACAUGUUUCCAUCAAUCAUUCAAUGGCUUACACAUUGUUGAUUUGAGACCUGGGACAGUGUGGGGCAUUUAAUGCUAAGUUAUUUUAACAUAAGAUAUGCUAAGAACACUUUUUACAAUUCUUUGCUAAGAUACAUCAUUUAAAGAUUGAAUUAUAAAAGAUUGAAAUAUAAAGAUUAAAAGCUAUGCAAAUUUUCUUGCUGUUUUUAUCAUCAGUAAAUAACUAAUGAAAAUCAAACUAACUGUUUUGUAAAUGCAAAAAGUUAUUGUCCAGAUAGAAAAUGACUUCUGAUAAAUACCAAUGUUGUAACACCGAUAUGUUUGUGUUUGUGGAUAAAAACUUCAUAAUUUCUUGCACUGAACUAUCUGCAGCGGUUUCACCUUCACUGCAGAUUAUCGCCAUAAUGUGUAAAUGGUUGUGUGUAUCUUUAAUUUAGUAUUGAAGGCAACAGCAAACAAAUCCCUUUCAUUGUUGUGGCAUUCAGGAGACAGAACAUGAUUUUCCUGUAAGAAGUUGCGAGCACUUGUUUAAAGAUCUUUGUUUGAGAAAAGUUACAUAUCAAAAAGGUCUGUUACAUUUACAUUUUUCGUAAACUUAUGUAGAAAUUAAGUUAAUUUUAUCAAUAAUUAUCAAUUGUUUUAUAUCUUAUCUCGAGUAUUUGUGAUAAUUGUACAAAUGUUUCAGUCAUUGUGAUAAAAAUAUGAUUGUUGUCAUUGUAUGUUUGUGGAAAUGUGUUUUGUUUCUGUAUGUUUUGUAAAUAUUAGUCAUGUUCAUAGGUGUUUUAAGGUAUCUGAUUCACCACUAUGUGAAACUUGGAUACCUGUUCACCUCAUAUUAUGGUGGUAUAAUGUACGCGUAGAGAAAGAAGACGUAAAAUUUGUGGGUCAAGUACCUUAAUAUUUACUUAUUUCUAUUAAGUUGAUAUAAUGAAAUUCUGAUAUUAAAAACUGCUAUCCGGAUCUUUUUGAUUAGGAUCCCAUAAAUAUAUUUGACUUACUUGCUAAAAAAUGUGACCUUUUUGUUAGUAAGUGAUAACUUCAUAAACAAAAAACAACAAUUUGCUUCUGAGACAUGCAUCUUAUGCAUGUUUGCAUUUAAUGAUUGAUUGUACAUAGUGUAGAUAUUCAUGUUAUCACUGUUAACCUAAAAGGUCCACUAUUUCGCUAAUUUUAUAUUUGUAAAGCUUCUCCCUAAGUAGUAUUAACUGUUUUGUUUUCCUCAACAAAUGUAAAAUUACCAAGAUAUACUUAAUCUUAAAUUUUUAGUAAUCUGUACUUUAGAUUAUGCAAAUUUCAUGUUCUGAUAUCAUGUCUGUCUCUGAAAUAAUGUCUGUUUUCUGAAAUGACAAUCUCUCUGAAAUGAUGUCUGUUUCUGAAAUGUUAUCUGUUUCUGAAAUGAUGUCUGUUUCUAAAAUGACUUUGUUUCUGAAAUGACAUCUGUUUCUGAAAUUAUGUCUGUUUCUGAAAUGACAUCUGUUUCUGAAAUUAUGUCUGUUUCUAUGUCUGUUUCUGACAUGACAAAUCUUUCUGAAAUGACAUCUGUUUCUGAGAUGACAUCUGUUUCAGAAAUGACAUCUGUUUCUAAAAUGAUGUCUGGUUCUGUAAUGAUGCAUAUUUCUGAAAUGUUUCUGAAAUCACGCUUGUUUGUUACUUCAGUCACUAUAAGUAUUUCUUUAAGCUGUGUAAAUAACUUUUGCAGUUUGGUAUCCUUGUUGGGGAAAAUGCAAACAUUAUCUUGUUGAUUUGUUUUGUCAUGAUUCACAUACACUAUGCUAGGGACCAUGUGUGUAGUGUCGAAGCUGUCAUCCUUUUACAUAACCUGGGCAUGCCGACCUCAAUAUUGUCUUACAGUCUUAACAAUCUGAGUUCCUAAUGAAAUUAACCUUAACUCGUAUGUUCCACGGUUAUCACUGUACGAAUUCCCAUUAAAUUUGAAAAAAUAUUCCACUUAAAUUGAGAACAAUGUUAACUGUUGCAUGCAGUAAAAGGGUUUGCUUAUUACACAUGAUGGUGAAAAAACUAAUGAAAGGGGUUGUAAAAAGUCCCAGAAAAAAAUGUCAAAGAAAAAAUAAUAAAAUUCGAAAACAUU